AUGUUCACUUUGAUUUUCCUCUUCCUUCUCCUGAAUAUUCCACUUCUUAUGCCCAGGUUCAUUUAUCCCACGUGCUUUUGGAGAAUGAAGCAGAAUAAUGACAAAGAUGCAGACUUGGUAAAAGAUUGUACCUUCAUCCUUACAAGUGUGCAGUGGCCUGUGGAGAGAGAUUACUUCAACAACAUUCUGAAUAUGCAACCAACUGAAAACAACCAGUUUGCAUUGGCCUUAGCUUUUUCCAUCAAUGAAAUCAACAGGAACCCUGAUCUUUUACCAAAUAUAUCAUUAGUUUUUCAAUUCCCACAAGGUGGUUGUAAGAAUAUGUCACAAUUACACCGUCGCUUGUAUUUUUCUGAAGAAAAUAAUAAUGAUAUUCUUCCUAAUUAUAUCUGUAAUGAAGAUACUACAUGUAUAGUGUUGCUUACAGGACCAAACUGGGAAACAUCUGCAAUGGUUGGGACACUCAUAAAUCUCUACAUAUCUCAACAGUUACUUCAGCUUACCUAUGGACCUUUCCAUCCCUUCCUGAGCAAUCGUGAACAGUUUCCCUUUCUGUAUCAGAUGGCUCCCAAGGACACAUCACUAGCCUUGGGCAUGGUCUCUUUGAUGCUUCACUUUAACUGGAACUGGAUUGGAGUGGCCAUCUCAGACAAUGAUCAGGGUACCCAAUUUCUCUCACAUUUGAGGAGAGAGAUGGAACAAAACAAAAUAUGCUUUGCCUUUUUGAAUAUGAUCCCAGUUGAGAUGCAUUUAUUCAGGGCAAGAGCUGAAGUGUAUUAUAACCAAAUAAUGACAUCAUCCACAAAUGUAGUUAUCAUUUAUGGUGACACAGACAGCACUCUAGCUGUGGGCUUUAAAAGGUGGAAAUCUCUAGGUAUACAGAGACUAUGGAUCGCUACCUCACAGUGGGAUGAUACUACAAUUAAGGCAGACUUUACACUUAAUUCAACCUAUGGGACACUAGCUUUUGCACACCAUCAUGCUGAAAUUUCUCAUUUUAAAAGUUUUGUUCAGACAUUGAACCCUCUCAAAUACUCAAAUGAAUACCUGGCAAGACUGGAGUGGAUGAAGUUAAACUGUGACAUCUCUGCUUCUAAAUGUAAGACCCUGAAGAAUUGCAUAUCCAAUACCUCAGUGCAAUGGUUAAAGGUACAAAGUUUAGACAUGGCCUUUAGCGAUAACAGUUAUGACAUAUAUAAUGCUGUAUAUACUGUGGCCCAUGCCCUUCAUGAGAUGAUUCUUCAAGUAUAUAACCAACCAAUGGAUAAUGGGAAAGAAUAUUAUGAUCACUGCUUGAAGCUGAACUCCUUUCUGAGGAAAACCCACUUCAUUAAUCCUGUUGGGGAGAGAGUGAAUAUGAACCAGAAAGAAAAAUUGCAGGAAGAGUAUGAUAUUUUCCAGAUUUGGAAUUUCCCAUAUGGUGUUGGACUUAAGGUAAAGAUAGGAGAGUUUAGCACAUAUUUUCCACAUAAUCAACAGCUGCAUUUAUAUGAAGACAUGAUAGAGCAGUCAACAGGAAGAAGACAGAUGCCACCCUCUGUGUGCAGUGCUGAUUGUGGUCCUGGAUUCAGAAAAUUCUGGCAGGAGGGAAUGGCAGCCUGUUGUUUUGAUUGCCACAGUUGCCCACAAAAUGAAGUUUCUAAUGAAACAAAUGUGGAUAAAUGUGUGAGGUGUCCAGAGGACCAGUAUGCCAACAGAGAGCAGAAACAGUGCAUUCCAAAAGCUGUGGUUUUUCUGAACUACAAAGAACCCUUGGGGAUGGUUCUUGCCUUAGUGGCUUCGUGCUUCUCUGCGUUCACAACUGUGGUUCUUGGGGUCUUUUUGAAACACCAUGACACUCCCAUUGUGAAGGCCAACAACCAGAAUCUCAGCUACAUCUUGCUUAUCUCACUCAUAUUUAGUUUCCUGUGUCCCUUACUCUUCAUUGGGCAUCCUAACUCAGCUACCUGUGUCAUGCAGCAAGUCACAUUUGGAGUUAUAUUCACUGUGGCUAUUUCUACUGUAUUGGCCAAAACAGUGACUGUGCUGUUGGCUUUCAAAGUCACAGCCCCUGGAAGAAGGAUGAGGUACUUCCUGGUUUCAGGGGCACCCAACUACAUCAUUACCAUCUUUACCCUCAUCCAAAUUAUUUUCUGUGUAAUCUGGUUGCGAUUUUCUCCUCCCUUUAUUGAAAAUGAUGCACUGUCUGAGCAUGGCCAAAUCAUCGUUGUGUGCAACAAAGGCUCAGUGAAUGCAUUUUAUUCUGUCUUGGGAUACCAUGGCUUCCUUGCCUUAGCAAGCUUCAUUGUGGCUUUCUUGGCCAGGAAUCUCCCUGACACAUUUAAUGAAGCCAAGUUGCUGACCUUCAGCAUGCUGUUGUUCUGCAGUGUCUGGGUCACUUUUAUCCCUGUCUAUCACAGCACCAAGGGUAAGGUCAUGGUGGUUGUGGAGGUCUUAUCCAUCUUGAUUUCCAGUGCAGGUCUACUGGGAUGUAUCUUUAUCCCCAAGUGCUACAUAAUUUUGUUAAGACCUGAGAGAAAUUCUACACAAGAGCUGAAAGAAAGAAAUUCUGUUCAAAAGUUGAGGGAGAAAAGAUCUUUUUGA
Arvicola amphibius (Eurasian water vole) is the source of this 2583-nucleotide messenger RNA. RefSeq names its product vomeronasal type-2 receptor 116-like. The coding region runs from base 1 to 2583 and encodes 860 amino acids. NCBI's taxonomy places the organism in Eukaryota, Metazoa, Chordata, Mammalia, Rodentia, Cricetidae. The record is from RefSeq and is a predicted model, not a curated record. The transcript is spliced from 8 exons. Gene Ontology annotation, molecular function: G protein-coupled receptor activity. Gene Ontology annotation, biological process: G protein-coupled receptor signaling pathway. Gene Ontology annotation, cellular component: membrane.